UGAAGCAUCGACUUUGCUUUGCCUGGAUAAAAGUCAUUGGAAGUUCACUGGGAUUUUCUGUCCUCCUUCCCCUCAGAAAUUGUCAUAUAGCUCCUGCUCCAGGCGUCUCCUCCGGGCAUGCUCCUUAAGCCAAAGUAUGGCCGCUUUCGCAACGAGUCUGUGACCUCCUCCUCCUCUGACGACCUGAUGCACAGCUUAGCCAUGAGCGGAAAAGUUGUGGCCACACCGGUGGUCUCCGUCUCCGCCACCAGCCUCCCUCUGCCCCCCCUGCCUCAUCUGCCUCAUCUGCCUCCCUUGGAUCACAGUGCCAGAGCAUCCUCCUCCUCCACCGGGGCCGCAGCCCUGGCCGACUCCCCUUGCCUGGAUGGGGAACAGGAUGGCACCACGACCUUCUGCAUGCUCAUCCCCAGGAUGCCCCAGUGGAAGUUUUCCAACUCGCUGCUCAGCCGGAGCCCGUCCAACUCCAGCUCCAGCUCGAGCUCCAGCAAAGACUCGGGGAAGGCGGCUGCUCCCCAAGCCUCUCAGAGUUCAUCCCCACACAGGCACAGUGUUGCGACCUCGGCCAGUGGCCCGGUGGCCAGCCUCGCAGCGGUGCUUAACUCCUGUGACCCUGUGUGUGUCACCCCCUGUUCAUUGCAGGCUAUCAGAGGGCAGAGGGCGGUUGCAGCUGCACACUCUGCCAGUCCAGGAGGGCACGGGUUUGGGGCCACGGAGGCCAUGGCAAGCCCCGGGGGUUCCAGCAACUCCAGGUCAGGGAUGAGCCGCCGGACAAGAGUGGAGGGCAUGUGGCUGGGGGGAGAGGAUUUCACCCAGAAGGGAAACUUCAUCCAUAAACCCACUCAGGGCUGGCUGCACCCUGACAAGACCAUUGCUGGACCCGGGGCCUCUUAUAUAGUCAGGUACAUGGGCUGUAUUGAAGUAUUGAAGUCAAUGCGCUCCCUGGACUUCAACACGCGGACUCAAGUGACAAGGGAAGCCAUCAACAGGCUGUGUGACACUGUGCCAGGCGGAAGAGGAGCUUGGAGGAAGAAGGCCGUGAACAAAGCCCUCCAGUCUGUUAUGGGGAAGAGUAACCUGCGAUUUGCCGGCAUGAGUAUUGCAGUCAAUAUUUCUAUAGAUGGCCUCGGUCUGCUUAUCCCUACCACACGACAGGUGAUAGCCCACCAUCCCAUGCAGUCCAUCUCCUUCGCCUCUGGAGGAGACACGGACACGCCUGAUUAUGUUGCGUAUGUGGCCAAAGACCCAGUGAACCAGAGAGCGUGUCACAUCCUGGAGUGCUCAGACGGUUUAGCCCAGAGUGUCAUCAGCACCAUCGGCCAGGCCUUCGAGCUGCAGUUCAAACAGUAUCUACACAGUCCUCCCAAAACUAUGACGUCUACGGAGAGGUCUGUCAGGACGGAGGAGUCGGUGUGGGUGGAGGACGAGGACUCCUCUGAGCACGACUACUACAACAGCAUCCCAGGGAAGGAGCCUCCCGUCGGGGGGCUGGUGGACUCCAGGCUCCGGCCCAGUGGAUCCCUGAUGGGUCACAUCCACACACAACCACAGAGCAAGACAGCAACACAGAUGGGCUCACCAGCCAGGAGGGAGCAGGCCUCCUAUCCCCCCGGUCAGUUGUGCUAUGAGCUGCACUGGGACACUGAGACCACCAGCAGCUCAGGUCUGACAUCAGAUGGUUACCUGUGUGCUGACGGCCAGCCCCCAGGCUACAGAGAUUACGAGGAGCAUCAGUACGUCAACACCCAGAGUCUGGAGAACCUGGAAUCACUGGCUCAGGGGCCAAAUGGAUACAGAGGGUCCAGGGUACCUGAAAGUCCAAAGAAGGACCUCUUUGACAUGAGGCCCUUUGAGGACGCCCUGAAGCUCCACGAGGCCUGUGGUGGGGUUGUUGGAGCUGCAGGGGUGGGGGUCCUGGAGGAUCAGUGGCCCAGCCCUCCACGCCGCCGAGCCCCCGUGGCUCCGAACGAGGAGCAGCUGCGCAGGGAGACGUGGUACCACAGCCGCAUGAGCAGGCGUGACGCAGAGAAGCUGCUGGUCAGAGAUGGAGACUUCCUGGUCCGGGAGAGCACCACGAACCCGGGACAGUAUGUGCUGACCGGGAUGCACUGUGGGCUCCCCAAACACCUGCUGCUGGUGGACCCAGAGGGCGUGGUCCGGACAAAAGACAUGUUAUUUGAGAGCAUUAGCCAUCUCAUAGCGUACCACCUCAAGAACGAGCUUCCUAUUGUGGCGGCGGAGAGCGAGCUCCACCUCAAGCAGGUGGUCAGGAGGAAACAGUGAGACACCUGGCCUGCAUGGGAUGCGGUAUUCAAAGAUCCCCAUGCAAAAACAACACGGAAAUGUAUAUGGAGUAGGAUGGAUAUUCAUGUGGAACAAAGGACAUCAAUGAUUUCCAUGAACAGUUCUUCCAAGUCUCCUUUUACUUUUCUCUGCCUUUUGCCCACCAGGAUAAACCAAACUAUCCCUCACCUAUCAUAAAAUCCUCAGCAUGCAGCUAUUAAGCUAAAAGAAUCUACAUUUUGACUGAUUCAGACCAGGAAAAUUGUCAAACAAUGUCAAAAAUGUAAGCGACAUUUGUUUGUAGACGACCCAGCUUCGGGAAAUCGAAUAAGGAUUUGAAGAGACGUCUCAAAAAGCCUGUAAAAGUGAAGUGCUUCCAGUAAACCACCGCCCAUCACACACCGGACAAAUAAUGGAUAUCACCAGAACAGAACUGUCCUAUAAUCUGGUACAGACACUGUGUAAAGAAUAUGAAGAUGUCAAAUUACUCAGCAGGUCGUUUCUGGCUGAAUGAAGGAAUGAAAAUGCUGCGACUCUAAGAGACACUUUUAUUUGAAUGUAAAGAGUGUUUGUUGUUACGUGUUUACAGGUCUUCAGUACCUGACUCUGAGAUGGCACAAUGGAAGCAAACCAAGCAUGAUUUAGAGCUGAAUCUAUUAAAAAAGAUUGUCUGCCUUUCUUUUGUUUCUCCAUGAUAACCAAGGCACCAAAUCCCACUUAAGAAAUGUGUACUAUUCCGUAUAGUUUUAGGUUUCAUCACUAUUUCCAUAAGUAUCAGUCAUUUGUGUGUGCAAGGGCUGUUCAUUUGUCAAAGAAAUGCUGUGUGUUGUGUACGCCUUUGAACAUUAAAGGUCAGACCCCCCCCCCCCACUUCAGUGCCUUAAUAACUGCAGAGACAGGUAUUCGUGUCAGAUUGUAAUUAAUGUGCAUUUAUGCUCCUAAUGCAACGUUUUCUUGCCAUGCCAAUGAAUGACUGAACACACUUCAGGAUGAUUAAGCUCUUUUACUCGUGAACAGAAAUGUCAGCUGCUCUUGUUUUGGGAUAAAUGUUUAAUACUGUCUUAUUGAGUAUUGUCUUUAUGUGUGGCCCUCAUAAUAAUCCACUCAGUGAUUGAUAUCAAAGAAAGGGGAUUUGGACUUUUAAAUCCUUUAUUUGUCAGGGAAAUGUAUUACUUGUCCUCAUCCUACGUGUGUGUCUUGACUUGCUCGUGUACAUCUGCUCUUUGGCUGCAGUUACAAUCCUCAUUUUUGCCAAUUUAACUCUUUUAAUUCUUACUAUAGGUAGGUAAUCUACCUCUUGCUUUCCCCUCUGUGUUACGGUUCUUGGCUGCAGCCUCAUGAAUGGAGACGAGGCGAGGCUAUGCGGCUUUUGGUGAGGUCCAAAUGAUUACAGGGAUUAUUUCAGAUCUCCCCUUUUGCUUUCUCAGGAAUUUCUUGAAUCUGUUCUUCUUUGAGUGUUCUUUUUUGUUCAAUAAAACUGAUUGAGAAGAGGGUACAAUUCA
Molecule: messenger RNA, 3782 nt
Organism: Eleginops maclovinus (Patagonian blennie)
Lineage: Eukaryota; Metazoa; Chordata; Actinopteri; Perciformes; Eleginopidae
Gene: shc2
Product: SHC (Src homology 2 domain containing) transforming protein 2
Exons: 14
Coding region: 118-2280 (720 amino acids)
Biological process (GO): cell surface receptor protein tyrosine kinase signaling pathway; intracellular signal transduction
Cellular component (GO): plasma membrane
Molecular function (GO): receptor tyrosine kinase binding
Source: RefSeq, a predicted model, not a curated record